This is a messenger RNA of Teleopsis dalmanni, 1284 nucleotides long. Its product is annotated as neprilysin-1-like. NCBI's taxonomy places the organism in Eukaryota, Metazoa, Arthropoda, Insecta, Diptera, Diopsidae. Gene Ontology annotation, molecular function: metalloendopeptidase activity. The coding region runs from base 1 to 1284 and encodes 427 amino acids. Gene Ontology annotation, biological process: protein processing. The transcript is spliced from 2 exons. The record is from RefSeq and is a predicted model, not a curated record. Gene Ontology annotation, cellular component: plasma membrane.
AUGUGGGUUAUCUCGAAACCGACGGACUCAAUUGAUUUUGCGAGAUCCAACAACGUAAUAGAGAAUGAUGUGUCUGUAAAUGUGCCAGAAAAUACAGAUUUACAGUACCGAAUUGAAUAUGCAAAGUUAAUGAAAACUUUUAUGAAUGAAAGUGUGAAUCCGUGUGAAAAUUUUUAUGAGUAUGCUUGCGGGAAUUGGAAAAAUGUUAUUGAAGAACGGCCGGUGGAACGCAGACGAAGCAAUAUUGUUGAUAUUGAGUGUAAAUUGAACGAUGCCGUAGAAGAGAUGUUAAAUGAUUCUGUUGAAAAUUUAACAGAUGAAUAUGUUAAUGAGUUUGAAUUAGUCCAACAGUUUUAUCAGUCGUGCUUAUCAGCAAAUUUAUACCCAACAACAAUGUCGCAAGUAUAUAUUGACGUCAUCAAAUCGAUUGGGGGUUUUCCAGCUGUAGAUGAAGCAUGGCAAUCAGACAACUUUAGUUGGUUUAAUAUGAGUGCUCAUCUUACCAACUUCAAUGCUGAUGGAUUAAUCAAUGAGUUUCUUCUUCCACAAUACCCAUUCGGACCCUAUUUUAAAUUACCUGAUUUAGGUUUUGAUUAUGUAGUUCACAGUGACAAUAUAGCUUCAAAUACGACGCAAUGUUAUAUAAGUAAUGAAAAGCGCAUUCGAGACUACUUAAGUGCAUAUGGAGUAGAAGAGGAAAAGAUAUCACAAAUCGUAGAUGAAAUCUUUGAUUUUUGGCGAGCAAUCUUAAAAGUAAUGGAUGAAUUCGAAGAGGAUAUCGAUAAGUGCGACAUAAUUUCCGCAAAUUCUGAUGUAGAACCAUUUACUUUUUGGAGUGAUUAUUUUGAUAUAGCUUGGAUGGGCCAAGAAUUCGAUGAGUCCGUUACAGAAUAUCCAUGCAAUUAUUUUUAUAGUAAGUUGAACACCAUCUGUGAUGAACACAAAGAAGCUGCAGCGAAUUAUUUAGCACUCAAAUUUUUAUACAGAAUGGACGCUAAACUUAAAAAGAAAGAAUUCCAAAAGGAGUACUGUCUCAUGGAUAUACAGUAUACUUUUCGAUUUUUGAUCGAUAAGCUUUAUUUAGAGAAAUAUUUUAAUGAAGGAAUAAAAACUGAAAUUACCACAUUGGUUCAGGAGAUACAGAAAAGUGUACGCCAACAAAUAGAACAAGCAGAAUGGUUAGAUGAAAAAACACGCACUGAAGCUUUGUUAAAAGAAUCCACAAUAGAAGCACGAAUUGGUAAUUUCGAUGACCCGGUUAUGUCUAAACGUCUCAUGAAAUAA